Messenger RNA from Symbiodinium sp. CCMP2592, 4191 nucleotides. Lineage: Eukaryota; Dinophyceae; Suessiales; Symbiodiniaceae. The record is from the annotation of a GenBank genome assembly.
AUGCCUUCCAAGGGUUGCGCAGUGGCCCUCGCCGGCGUGGGCGCUUACGCCGCCGCCCAGGCUUUCGUGGCCCCGACUGCCCCACAGGUGCAGGAGCAGCGCCAGGUGCGCCAGCUGAGGCAGCAGGCCACCGCAAGCGCGACCUCCACCACUUCCUCAGCGGCUGCCCUGGCUCUGGGCGCGGCUGGUGUCGCCGCGGCCGCCGCACAGGCCGGCAAGCGAACUCAGCGCCGAUGCCAAGUCGUCCGCCAGGCCACGGCGGUUGCUGAGAAGACCUUCACCAAGAUGCCAGCAUCCGUGAAGCCCGGCGUCGUCACCGGUCAGGCUCUGGUGGACCUGCUGAACUACGCCAAGGAGAACGAGUUCGCGAUUCCGGGAGUGAACGUGGUGAGCAGCAGCUCCAUCAACGCGUGCAUGGAGGCCGCCAAGAAGGCCGGCGGUCCCAUCAUGGUCACUUUCUCAAAGGGAGGCGGCCAGUUCAUCGCCGGAAAGGCAGCUGACAACUCAGACGAUGCCGCCUCCAUCGCCGGCACCGUGGCUGGCGCCCUCCAUGUUCGCCAGGUGGCCAAGCUCUACGGUGUGCCUGUGAUCCUGCACACUGACCACUGCCAGAAGGCUUGGCUUCCUUGGUUCGACGGACUCAUGGAGGCCAACGAGGAGUAUUUCGAGAAGAACGGAGAGCCCUUGUUCUCUUCCCACAUGUUGGAUCUCUCCGAGGAGCCUCUGGAGGAGAACAUCAGCAUCUGCAAGAAGUACUUGGAGCGCAUGUCCAAGGUGGAUCUGCUCUUGGAGAUGGAGCUAGGCGUGACUGGCGGUGAGGAAGACGGCGUGGACAACACUGAUGUGGACUCCUCCAGGCUUUACACCCAGCCUGAGGAGGUGUGGCAGGUCUACGAGACCUUGUCUGCCGUGCCCAACGGCAAGUUCACCGUGGCAGCCGCCUUUGGCAACGUCCACGGCGUCUAUGCCCCUGGCAACGUGAGCCUGAAACCAGUGAUCCUGCACAACACCCAGAAGUUCAUCAAGGAGAAGCUUGGCACCGACGACGACAAGCCGGUGUCUUUCGUGUUCCACGGAGGCUCAGGCUCUUCCUUGGAGGAUAUCCGCUAUGCCAUCGAGGCUGGCGUCAUCAAGAUGAACAUCGACACCGACACUCAGUGGGCCUUCUGGGACGGCAUGAACGAGUACCAGAAGAAGAACAAGGACUACCUUCAGGGCCAGAUCGGCAACCCAGAGGGAGCAGAGAAGCCCAACAAGAAGUACUACGACCCUCGCAUGUCCCUCCGAGCGGGUGAGGAGACGAUGGCAGACCGCUUGGUGAAGUGCAUGGAGGUCUGUCGCAAUGAUCGCAAUGAAUCCAGUCCUGCAGCCUUUUGUUUUCAGUUUUCCCGUGUUCUUCGAGCCUUCGAACGAGCCAUGCCUUCCAAGGGUUGCGCAGUGGCCCUCGCCGGCGUGGGCGCUUACGCCGCCGCCCAGGCUUUCGUGGCCCCGACUGCCCCACAGGUGCAGGAGCAGCGCCAGGUGCGCCAGCUGAGGCAGCAGGCCACCGCAAGCGCGACCUCCACCACUUCCUCAGCGGCUGCCCUGGCUCUGGGCGCGGCUGGUGUCGCCGCGGCCGCCGCACAGGCCGGCAAGCGAACUCAGCGCCGAUGCCAAGUCGUCCGCCAGGCCACGGCGGUUGCUGAGAAGACCUUCACCAAGAUGCCAGCAUCCGUGAAGCCCGGCGUCGUCACCGGUCAGGCUCUGGUGGACCUGCUGAACUACGCCAAGGAGAACGAGUUCGCGAUUCCGGGAGUGAACGUGGUGAGCAGCAGCUCCAUCAACGCGUGCAUGGAGGCCGCCAAGAAGGCCGGCGGUCCCAUCAUGGUCACUUUCUCAAAGGGAGGCGGCCAGUUCAUCGCCGGAAAGGCAGCUGACAACUCAGACGAUGCCGCCUCCAUCGCCGGCACCGUGGCUGGCGCCCUCCAUGUUCGCCAGGUGGCCAAGCUCUACGGUGUGCCUGUGAUCCUGCACACUGACCACUGCCAGAAGGCUUGGCUUCCUUGGUUCGACGGACUCAUGGAGGCCAACGAGGAGUAUUUCGAGAAGAACGGAGAGCCCUUGUUCUCUUCCCACAUGUUGGAUCUCUCCGAGGAGCCUCUGGAGGAGAACAUCAGCAUCUGCAAGAAGUACUUGGAGCGCAUGUCCAAGGUGGAUCUGCUCUUGGAGAUGGAGCUAGGCGUGACUGGCGGUGAGGAAGACGGCGUGGACAACACUGAUGUUGACUCCUCCAGGCUUUACACCCAGCCUGAGGAGGUGUGGCAGGUCUACGAGACCUUGUCUGCCGUGCCCAACGGCAAGUUCACCGUGGCAGCCGCCUUUGGCAACGUCCACGGCGUCUAUGCCCCUGGCAAUGUGAGCCUGAAACCAGUGAUCCUGCACAACACCCAGAAGUUCAUCAAGGAGAAGCUUGGCACCGACGACGACAAGCCGGUGUCUUUCGUGUUCCACGGAGGCUCAGGCUCUUCCUUGGAGGAUAUCCGCUAUGCCAUCGAGGCUGGCGUCAUCAAGAUGAACAUCGACACCGACACUCAGUGGGCCUUCUGGGACGGCAUGAACGAGUACCAGAAGAAGAACAAGGACUACCUUCAGGGCCAGAUCGGCAACCCAGAGGGAGCAGAGAAGCCCAACAAGAAGUACUACGACCCUCGCAUGUCCCUCCGAGCGGGUGAGGAGACGAUGGCAGACCGCUUGGUGAAGUGCAUGGAGGUCUGUCGCAAUGGUCGCAAUGAAUCCAGUCCUGCAGCCUUUUGUUUUCAGUUUUCCCGUGUUCUUCGAGCCUUCGAACGAGCCAUGCCUUCCAAGGGUUGCGCAGUGGCCCUCGCCGGCGUGGGCGCUUACGCCGCCGCCCAGGCUUUCGUGGCCCCGACUGCCCCACAGGUGCAGGAGCAGCGCCAGGUGCGCCAGCUGAGGCAGCAGGCCACCGCAAGCGCGACCUCCACCACUUCCUCAGCGGCUGCCCUGGCUCUGGGCGCGGCUGGUGUCGCCGCGGCCGCCGCACAGGCCGGCAAGCGAACUCAGCGCCGAUGCCAAGUCGUCCGCCAGGCCACGGCGGUUGCUGAGAAGACCUUCACCAAGAUGCCAGCAUCCGUGAAGCCCGGCGUCGUCACCGGUCAGGCUCUGGUGGACCUGCUGAACUACGCCAAGGAGAACGAGUUCGCGAUUCCGGGAGUGAACGUGGUGAGCAGCAGCUCCAUCAACGCGUGCAUGGAGGCCGCCAAGAAGGCCGGCGGUCCCAUCAUGGUCACUUUCUCAAAGGGAGGCGGCCAGUUCAUCGCCGGAAAGGCAGCUGACAACUCAGACGAUGCCGCCUCCAUCGCCGGCACCGUGGCUGGCGCCCUCCAUGUUCGCCAGGUGGCCAAGCUCUACGGUGUGCCUGUGAUCCUGCACACUGACCACUGCCAGAAGGCUUGGCUUCCUUGGUUCGACGGACUCAUGGAGGCCAACGAGGAGUAUUUCGAGAAGAACGGAGAGCCCUUGUUCUCUUCCCACAUGUUGGAUCUCUCCGAGGAGCCUCUGGAGGAGAACAUCAGCAUCUGCAAGAAGUACUUGGAGCGCAUGUCCAAGGUGGAUCUGCUCUUGGAGAUGGAGCUAGGCGUGACUGGCGGUGAGGAAGACGGCGUGGACAACACUGAUGUUGACUCCUCCAGGCUUUACACCCAGCCUGAGGAGGUGUGGCAGGUCUACGAGACCUUGUCUGCCGUGCCCAACGGCAAGUUCACCGUGGCAGCCGCCUUUGGCAACGUCCACGGCGUCUAUGCCCCUGGCAACGUGAGCCUGAAACCAGUGAUCCUGCACAACACCCAGAAGUUCAUCAAGGAGAAGCUUGGCGUCGACGACGACAAGCCGGUGUCUUUCGUGUUCCACGGAGGCUCAGGCUCUUCCUUGGAGGAUAUCCGCUAUGCCAUCGAGGCUGGCGUCAUCAAGAUGAACAUCGACACCGACACUCAGUGGGCCUUCUGGGACGGCAUGAACGAGUACCAGAAGAAGAACAAGGACUACCUUCAGGGCCAGAUCGGCAACCCAGAGGGAGCAGAGAAGCCCAACAAGAAGUACUACGACCCUCGCAUGUCCCUCCGAGCGGGUGAGGAGACGAUGGCAGACCGCUUGGUGAAGUGCAUGGAGGACUUGAAGUGCAUCGACCGUCUGUAG